AAAAAUUCUAACUUUAUAGCAACAACACAGCCAAAACAUUCUCCUUUCACCUUAAUCAGUUUUAGUUAAUUAAAAGUAGAGAUUAUGGAGGGAGGAGAAUGGAGCAACUUUAAUGCUGCUGUGUGUGUUAACGAGGAAGCAGAUUUCAUGGCACAAAUGUUUCCUAAUCCUAACGAUGUCAAUCUUAAUUAUGCUCAUCAUCAUCAUCAUCAUAGUUCUAGUCAUAAUUAUCACAUUAUGGGUAAUAAUGGUAACAAUAAUAAUAAUGGUGAAGGUGGAUCAUCUUAUUUUUCGUCUGAUUCAACCUCUAAUUCUCAAAAUUUGUACCGUUAUUCCCAAGAGAGUAGCUAUAAUAGAAGCAGUCAUGAUCAUGAAGUUCAUUAUCACAAUUAUUUUAGUGAUAAUCAUCAACAUUUAGCAGCCGCGACGAGUAAUGCAUCUUCCUUACCCAUUGAUUUCCUCCAUUGUCAAUUGGAAAAUGGAAAUGCUGUCAAUCAAGAUCACUCUGAAAUUGAUCCUGCUGGAGAGGAUAAAACCAGCAUUUCUUACAAUUCUAAGAAAAGAGCCAGAGAUUUUGAGGUAAGCUCCAAUUUUUACCUACUAGAUCAAAUUAAACGUCUCUAUUCUACGUAG
Beta vulgaris subsp. vulgaris (sugar beet) is the source of this 633-nucleotide messenger RNA. RefSeq lists its product as uncharacterized. The transcript has a single exon. NCBI's taxonomy places the organism in Eukaryota, Viridiplantae, Streptophyta, Magnoliopsida, Caryophyllales, Amaranthaceae. The record is from RefSeq and is a predicted model, not a curated record. Bases 85 to 633 code for a protein of 182 amino acids.